Messenger RNA from Cyprinodon variegatus (sheepshead minnow), 2960 nucleotides. RefSeq names its product C-X-C chemokine receptor type 4-B-like. NCBI's taxonomy places the organism in Eukaryota, Metazoa, Chordata, Actinopteri, Cyprinodontiformes, Cyprinodontidae. Bases 487 to 1566 code for a protein of 359 amino acids. Gene Ontology annotation, biological process: immune response; G protein-coupled receptor signaling pathway. The record is from RefSeq and is a predicted model, not a curated record. Gene Ontology annotation, molecular function: G protein-coupled receptor activity. The transcript has 3 exons. Gene Ontology annotation, cellular component: membrane.
UGUUACAUCAGGGGACAAAAAAAAGCUAUUAGUUUCUGAAGAGAUCGAUAAUCCUAAGUGAUAAAGUUGCAAAAAAUAGUUUAAGUUAGAUUUUAAUACAAUCAGUGAUUUUACUUUAGAGGAUGAUCCGCUUCAGAUGCGCAUAACUUCCAGCAGGUGCGCGUUUUCUUAUGUUACUAUCUCGCUAGGGCUGUAUUUUUGCUUUGUUUCUGCAGGUCCAACCCCCCAAAACCCGCUUAAAAGAUGGUUUCGUUUCUAAAUAAAUACAAAUGAUCAACCCGGUUCAACCGAGGAAACGAGAAGGUUUGUUUAUUUCAGUAGCUGGGUUUGACAGGCGUCUGACAGCUGAUGUAAGGCAGGAACCGCGUUUGUUUUUGUUACAGUCUGUCUGACGCUCUUUGGAGAAUUGACUCCGAGUUUUUUGUUUCAAAACGCUGAGAAGUCUCAGCAGACUGCUGCCAGAAAAUUCAGAAGAAGUCGCUUACGAUGAACCUAACUCUUGAUGGGCUAUUUAACAAGAAUGAAACCUAUGACUAUGGGGACUAUGAAUAUCCAGGGGAGGAGGAAAUAAAGGGAGAUGAUACGGUGUGGAUCCCACUCCUGUACUCCAUCUUUGUGAUUGUUGGCCUACUGGGGAAUGGACUUCUCCUGGCAGUCCUGGGUCAGAAGAGCCGAUCCUGGACGGUAUCGGACAGCUUUAUUCUCCAGCUAGGUGUGGUGGACAUCCUGCUGUUGGUGACCCUGCCCUUCUACGCUGCACAUGCCAAUAAGGGCUGUGAAUGGUGCACACCGACUUUCUUCAAGAUCUGCGUAGCUGUUUUUAAGAUCAAUUUAUAUGUUGGGAUCUUUCUGCUGGUUUGCGCCUGUCUGGAUCUCUAUCUAUACUCCAUAUAUGCUGACAGGGCUUCCUGCCACAGAGCCAGCUUUGCUUUUUUUGGCUGGCUGGCGGCGUGGCUGGUCUCUAUUGUCCUGACCGUCCUGGACAGUCUUUACCUCAAGCCUGUCAUCGCUUCACUGCCAGGAAAAGCCCUCUCCGCUCUCUCUCCACCUGACUCUGGAAUGGACCUGCAGCUGAUUUCACGCGUUCUCCACCUCGGAGUUGGCGUCUUGCUCCCCGCACUCGUCCUGGUCGUGUGCUCCUCCAACAUCAUGAUACGAUGCAGAGCUAACAACCGGCAGAAGAAACAACCUGUCGUCCUCCUCCUGUCUCUGGUGACAGUUUUCCUAGUCUGUUGGAUUCCAUAUAACAUCACUCUCUUCAUUGAUGCCAUCUACUACAUGUCAAAAAACCAUUUACGCAGUUUUCCCCUCAGUUCUUUGACAACAGCUGUGAAAGUCACAUCAGCUGUAGGUUGUGUCAGUGCCUGCCUCAGGCCCUUUUUGUAUUUUCUCCUUUGCAGAAACUUCCGUACAGGAAUAUUCAGCCUUCUUAAAUGUAAUAGAGAGGAUUUUAGGGGCUCAAUGUGGGAGCUUGGCAUGGAUGGGAACGCCACACAUGACCUUUGUCAAUCAGAGGACGAGAUGAAACAGAUGACAAGCACAGAAAAACAAGUAGAGCCUGUUUAAGUAAGAUGGACAUGAAUACAUCAGUAUGACUCAGACAUCACCUGACAGACGCUCUUCAAAGGAAGGGGACUUUUUAAAGCUGAAUGAAUUAUUUGGGAUUGUUAAAGUCCACGUGUUAACUUUCAAGAAGGGAAAAGACCCAGAUUGGGUAACAGUCAAGAAUCCGAGCCUGGUCAUUGUUACAUAAAUGUUUGUUUCACAAUUUAAGCUUUCUAUUAUGAAUGCAAACAUAUUUACUUUUUUAUAUGAUAUUUUUUGUCGUUGUAUUUCAAAUUAUUGGAAUGUGUUUUAUUUAAUAUAUACCAAAUAUGCAGAAGUGUCAUUUUACAAUCUUAAAAUAAAAGUAACUAAAGUUUCAAUAAGAAAUAUUCAACCUAACUGUAAUGUUCAAAUGAAAAAAUGUAACUAUUAACACAUGCUUUUUUUUUUUUUUUUAGCUGUAUAUCUUCCUAUUCAUCUUUUAGCCUUUCUAACUUCCAGCAAACAUUUUGGCUACAGUCUAACAAGUUUCUUACACCUCUUAUCUUUGACCUUUACCAGUUCUUUAUUAAUGAAAGUCUCUAUAUUAGGGAAUUUGCCUUACUUGUUUUUAAUUACCCCAAUAACAUCAGUCAGAUGUACAUCUUGUGACUGUAAAUUACUUAACUACUCAUCAGGAUUUUUCUGGAUCAUGUUUUGGUUGACUUAUACUGUAAAUGGGCUUCUGGUCAAUGUCUUGCUGGAAAGUCCAAUGACCAUGAUGAAUUUCCGCGUAAAGAACCUUGUUACAAAGGCAAGGUGUGUCUAAAAAAACUUCAUGAUGCUUAGCACAUGAUAAAGAAUGUCAUUCCUGUUGCUGAAAAAGAGCCCCCCCAUCAUCAGUCACCCACCUCCAUGCUUGAUCAUUUACCUGAGCAUACAUAUAGUCUUUUUAGUCUCAGGGUGUCAUUAGUUGAUGGAACUCUCCUCAUUGCAAGUUCUUUUAUUUUGACUUUGCUUGUAGUUUUAGUCUUGGUAUUGUGCAAUGGCAUCUGUGCUCCACACUUCAGUUGUGGUAAGCUGCAUUGUGACCACAGCUGUUCUUUAGCAGCUGACAGAAGUGUGGCUUCCACAAAAUCACAAUAGGGAGUGUGAACACCAACAGCAAGGUGGGUGAAGUGUUUUGCACAAGGACAAAAAGAACACAGAUAGGCAGAGCUGGGACUCAAACCACUAACUCAACUGUUACAGAAUGAACCCAUACAUCGUGAGCCACAUCGAUAGAAGAGAAGGGAGCAGAAAUCUACUUUAUUGUCUAACAGUGGGGAGGUGUAUUUACAGCAGAAUGAAAGGCAAAUAAUGGCAUGUGGAUGCAUGCAAAGUUAGAAAAUAUUAAAAAUAAAAAAAUGGGUAAGAGAGACUGUACAGAUGAAGAA